UCUCUCGCUCUCUCUCUCUCUCUCUCUCUCUAUAUAUAUAUAUAUAUAUAUAUCUGCAGCUAGACUUAUUUCUUAUCUUACUUCCUCCCUUGGCCGGGUGUAUGUUUGUAUUAUGUAUUAUUGUAAGAAAUAAUGAAACCCUAAAAGUGAUCAUCAUCUUUACCACACACAACCCUUGUUUUUCUACAAGAUCACUAAAAGUAGCCCAUCAAGAAGAGAAAAGUAGAAGCCAGAUAGAUCACCCAUUUUGUCCAUGGAUUCAAUCCCAGUUGGAGUGGUAGAGAAUUGUUCAGACCCUGAGAACACAACUUUGAUCAACAGUGGUACUAUUAGUACUACUGCAGGCAACAACAUCAUUAGUAUCAUCGGCUCUUCUCCAAUUUCUUCAUCAUCAUCGCCAUCAGCUUCCACCACACCUAGCCGAUACGAGAACCAGAAGCGGCGAGACUGGAACACCUUCGGACAGUACCUGAGAAACCACCGCCCACCGCUCUCUCUCUCCCGGUGCAGCGGCGCACACGUUCUCGAAUUCCUACGGUAUCUCGACCAAUUCGGCAAGACCAAAGUCCACACCCCAAUAUGUCCUUUCUACGGCCACCCUAACCCUCCUGCCCCGUGUCCGUGCCCUCUCCGGCAAGCUUGGGGCAGCCUCGACGCCCUCAUCGGACGCCUCCGAGCCGCCUACGAAGAAAAUGGAGGGAAGCCCGAGACCAACCCUUUCGGAGCUCGAGCGGUGAGGCUUUAUCUCCGGGAGGUUCGUGAUUUGCAGUCCAAGGCCAGAGGAGUCAGCUACGAGAAGAAGAAGAGGAAGCGGCCACCACCGCAGCAACAGUUGCCGCCACCAACAGGUGCAGGUAGUACUAGUACUAGUACUGCAACAAACUUGAAUUGAAUUGAAUUGAAUGUUUGAAAAUGUUUUAGGUUUGCUAGUAGCCUAGUAGUAGUUGUUGUCUACUCUAUAAAUGGCUACUUUUCCUUUAUUUCCAUCUUAAGAUAUAUUUAUGUCAGUAUGUAUAAUGUAUGUAAUGUUAGUUGAUUCCUAAAGUUGUGGCAACUACAAACCGUUCUCUACUGUGUGUUUUCUCUGUUUGCUGUCAAAGAAAACUAUGCUCUU
Messenger RNA from Cornus florida, 1114 nucleotides. Its product is annotated as protein LIGHT-DEPENDENT SHORT HYPOCOTYLS 4-like. Gene Ontology annotation, biological process: response to light stimulus; mRNA transcription. Gene Ontology annotation, cellular component: nucleus. The transcript has a single exon. NCBI's taxonomy places the organism in Eukaryota, Viridiplantae, Streptophyta, Magnoliopsida, Cornales, Cornaceae. The record is from RefSeq and is a predicted model, not a curated record. Bases 254 to 892 code for a protein of 212 amino acids.